CCUAGGACGGUCGGGCGGUGGAUAUUAGGCGCGGUUUCCUUCACUCGUGUUGCCGUGUGAGCCCAAGCUUUGGACCAUCAGUCCGCGAAAACUGUUAUCUUUCGCGCUGCUCAAAGGUUCUAUUUAGUCGCCAGCCUUCUCAUCUGAGCUGAAGGCAUACUAGAGGAAACAAAGGUGCAGCGUAGUUAGAGCCUGGAGAGCAAACUAUGGGUAUUUUAGACCAUGUUUCGGAACUCUGCUCGAUCCCCAAAUACAACCGAAAGCCCAAGAAAAGGCAGCAGUUUCAGACGGUGGAGAUGAAGAUGAGAAUAGACUGCGAAGGGUGCGAGAGGAAGGCGAAGAAAGCUCUGAAAGGAAUGAAAGGGAUUAGCACCGUGGAGAUAGAGCCGAAGCUGAACAAGGUGACGGUGACGGGGUACGUGGACGCGAAGAAGGUGAUACAGAGGUUGAGGUGGAAGACGGGGAAGCUGGUGGAGCCGUGGCCGUACGUGCCAUACGACGUGGUGGCCCACCCGUAUGCCCCCGGAGCGUACGACAAGAAGGCGCCUCCCGGGUACGUGCGCGACGUACUGGACGACCCCAAGCUCGCCCCACUCGCACGUGCCAGCUCCAUGGAGGAGCGCUACUCCAACGCCUUCAGCGAUGAGAACCCCAGCUCCUGUACCAUCAUGUGAUCGCCGCAUGCUUAAGUAGCUGCACAACUUUUUUUUUCUUUUCUUUUCCUUUCUCUUUUGUACAAAAGAAGGGAUCAGAGAUUAGGAAGGAAGUGGGUAUAAGCAGCGGUCUGAGGUUGAGUUGGGGGUGGUUAUAUUUGUGUUUUACUAUUUGCUAUCUGUUGUAAUCUGAAUCUAUUCCAUGUAUUUACUGCAAGGAAGAGACUAAAAUUGCCUGAUUUCUCAUUUAA
This is a messenger RNA of Phoenix dactylifera (date palm), 904 nucleotides long. RefSeq names its product heavy metal-associated isoprenylated plant protein 26-like. NCBI's taxonomy places the organism in Eukaryota, Viridiplantae, Streptophyta, Magnoliopsida, Arecales, Arecaceae. Gene Ontology annotation, molecular function: metal ion binding. The record is from RefSeq and is a predicted model, not a curated record.